GCCUUUAUAUGCCAAGUUACAAAAAAAUAACGAAGCCUUUAUUACAAAUACUCAUGCAAAAACACAAUAAAUAAUAAAAAACAUUGCAUUGACUUCUCACCCGCUUGUUCCACCUGCUGCGAGAGCUCCGAGCAGAAGAGAAGAACGGAAGGUUUAGAGGGUACUGUGCAGCCCACGGUGCCACUCUCAUUUCUUAUCCUACGCCUCUCCGUCUUUCUUAUCCUGCACCUCUCCGCCUUGUUCCGGUGUCUCAUGGGCGCUUCUUCUCCAAGCAAAAAAAUAUCUCUUGUCGUUGUUUCUCAGAAUAGAUUCUAGAGUUCCCGCAUUGAAUAAUCGCGUUUGCGUUUCGCCAAUUAGCGUUUUCUCGAAAUGCUUUGGAUCACGAGACUCUCUGCAUUCUUCUCCGCCGCGAUGGCAGUGAUCGUCUUAUCUCCGUCGCUGCAAUCCUUCCCUCCCGCGGCGGCGAUCCGGUCCUCCGAUCGUAGCUUAAUCUCAUCCUUCAGAAACUCCCCUCCCUUUCGCAACGCCGCCGAAGAAUGUCUCUCCUCCUCCGCCGCAGACUCCAACGUCUGCAACCCCUCGUUAGUCCACGUGGCGAUCACACUCGACGUAACUUACCUCCGCGGCUCAAUCGCAGCCGUCAAUUCAAUCCUCCAACACUCCUUAUGCCCCGAGAGCGUCUUCUUCCACUUCAUCGUCUCCUCCGAGACAAACCUAGAGUCUCUCGUGAGAUCGACUUUUCAAGAACUAAAAUUCAAAGUUUACUAUUUUGCCCCUGAGACGGUCCGCGGUUUGAUCUCUUCCUCCGUGAGACAGGCCCUCGAGCAGCCGUUGAACUACGCUAGAAACUACCUCGCGGAGCUUCUCGAGGGCUGCGUUAACCGGGUCAUAUACUUGGAUUCGGAUCUUGUGGUGGUCGACGACAUCGCAAAGCUCUGGAAAACGGGUCUGGGUCCGAGGGUAAUCGGAGCUCCAGAGUACUGCCACGCGAAUUUCACUAAGUACUUCACCGGAGGGUUCUGGGCCGAGGAGAGAUUCUCGGGUACGUUUCGACGGAGGAGGAGGGCUUGUUACUUCAACACGGGGGUGAUGGUGAUUGAUUUGAAGAAGUGGAGACGAGGUGCCUACACGAGACGGAUCGAGAAGUGGAUGGAGAUUCAGAGGACGGAGAGGAUCUACGAGCUGGGAUCGCUUCCGCCGUUUCUGCUUGUUUUCGCCGGUCACGUGGCGCCGAUUUCGCAUAGGUGGAACCAGCAUGGGCUCGGUGGGGACAAUGUUAGAGGUAGCUGUCGGGAUUUGCAUCCUGGUCCGGUGAGUUUGCUUCAUUGGUCUGGUAGUGGCAAGCCGUGGUUAAGGCUUGACUCGAAACGGCCUUGUCCGUUAGAUGCUCUGUGGACGCCUUAUGACUUGUAUCGACACUCACAUUGAGGCCGGUUUGUUGCAUAUGCAGCCAUUUGGUGCUGCUAUAUGAGGAGACUGGAGAGUACUAGAGUAGAGACUAGAGAAGGUUUCAUCGAUAUUGACCGGUUCGGUUUGGAAGACAAUCGAAGGUAGCUUUUGUUUGUAGAAGAUGAAAACCCUUGCCGGGUAAAAUGGGUUUGGUUUAGCCAAACCGGAGACAUAAUUGAGAUGUGGAAACUUUAUUUUAAUGUGUGGUUUGCCGGGCGGGUCGGAUCAUUUUUGUUGGCGAGAAGAAAACAGAGUUAGGUUACUCAUGUGGAUGAUAUUUUGUUGUGUGUUUAUCAAUAAUAUCUUUUAUAAAAUAUGUUUUUGGUAUAUUGUGCCCUCAUUGAAAAUGAACCAUGUA
Molecule: messenger RNA, 1807 nt
Organism: Brassica oleracea var. oleracea
Lineage: Eukaryota; Viridiplantae; Streptophyta; Magnoliopsida; Brassicales; Brassicaceae
Product: probable galacturonosyltransferase-like 6
Exons: 3
Coding region: 370-1428 (352 amino acids)
Cellular component (GO): Golgi apparatus
Molecular function (GO): glycosyltransferase activity
Source: RefSeq, a predicted model, not a curated record